Molecule: messenger RNA, 1212 nt
Organism: Struthio camelus australis
Lineage: Eukaryota; Metazoa; Chordata; Aves; Struthioniformes; Struthionidae
Source: RefSeq, a predicted model, not a curated record
AUAAGCAAAAUGUCAAUGAUCCUGCAUUAUGGCUUACACCCAGGAGCUAUCCCUUUUGGAACGAAACAUAUAUGUGUGGCGAUUAUAGAACCUAUGGUUGGGGGAAAAAAUGACACAAAGAUUUGGGCUAAUGACAGUGCAAAGGCAUUGCCUGGCAACACCUAUUUGAUUUGCGGUGAUCGAGCAUGGCAAGGAAUACCUAGGCAUGCUCGUGGUGGUCCAUGUUAUCUGGGAAAAUUGACUCUUUUCGCACCAAAUGUUACUGUAAUAUCACAAUUCCUUUUUAAUAAGACACAUCGUGAUAAGCGAGCUGUAGCAACCCUCACACCCGACUGUAGUGAUCAAGUAGAACUCUGGGGACCCACGGCUAACUUUUUUGCGUCAAUUGUUCCAGGGGUAGGUGCUGCUCAUGCGCUUCGUACUAUAAAUACACUAGCAUGCUGGAUGGUUAAGCAAUCAAACGUAACAACACAGAUAUUGAGUGAACUAGCACAGGACAUGGAAAAUCUCAGACAUCAGAUACUUGAAAAUAGAGCUGCUAUUGAUUUUUUAUUAUUGGCUCAUGGACAUGGUCGUGAAGAUUUUGAGGGCAUGUGUUGUUUUAAUCUCUCCUCUAAUUCAGAAUCAAUUCACAAGCAAUUGCAAUGGCUUAAGAAUCACACUAAGGAUAUUACUGUUGCAACUAACCCGCUUGAUACCUGGCUAUCAUCUCUCGGUAUUGGUCCCUGGCUUAAGACCCUGAUUAUAUAUGCAAUAGGUAUAGGAUUGAUGGUUUUGUUGAUUAUAUUGUUUUUACCCUGUUUUGUAGCCUAUCUACAGAAUAUAGUUAUACGCAUGAUCCAUAAAACACAAAAUAAUUUGUUUUUAUUAAAAGAAGACGGGGGAAAUGUGGAAGAUAUUAUUGAAUACUGGCUACGUGACAAGGGGCAUGAGAACAAGUUCACAAGACCUGCUUAAGUGCAGCUGGACACGUAGGCAGGGCACGGAACAGUACAAUCUAGGACAGAAAAAUGUGCAGCAGGAGAUAGAAACAGGCUCUUGGCUUAGAAACCAGAAAACAAUAUAGAUAAUGUCCUGGGAAAAGUGCAUAGCCUUCUACUGUAUCCACUAUAGCCUUCUACUAUAACCACCUAUAAGGAGCUUGGCUUUUGCAAUAUGUAUGAGCUAAUUAACUCUGUUAUAUAAGUAAUAAGAUAUUUCUAAAUAAACUGA